Penicillium olsonii is the source of this 522-nucleotide messenger RNA. The record is from the annotation of a GenBank genome assembly. Lineage: Eukaryota; Fungi; Ascomycota; Eurotiomycetes; Eurotiales; Aspergillaceae.
AUGUUGUCCUGGGUGAACCCUCUACGAAUCUUCCAGGCUCUGCUAUCCCUGGCCACCAUUGGUCUCACUGCAUAUGAAAUCGCAUCUCUCUACGACAAAUGGUCCUACUCCAAUGUCAUCUAUUUCAUGCUCUUCAACGGCUGCUGGACAACCGCCGUUGUGAUUCCCUACCUCGGCCUCGCCCCUCUGGCCUUCCCUCGCUUCUCUCAUGAAUUUGCCAUUCCCUUUAUCGAACUCACCACCGGCGGUCUCUGGCUUAGUGGCUGGAUUGCUCUGGCUGUUCUCAUCCCCUCCCCGGGAUCUUGCCACUAUACCAGCUGCCAUGCCUUGCAAGCAUUGGUCGUAGUUGGUGCAGUACAAUGGGCAACCUUCGCUGUGACCAAUACCUUCGCCAUCAUGGACCUGGUCAACUCGCGACGUAACGCGAAGAACCACCGUGAGAACCCGGCCCCCGAGAUGACCGAUGCCAGCAAUGGCACUGCUGCCCAUCCUGAGCCGGCCAACCCCGAGUCUGCUGUUUAG